GUUCUUCGCAGUAGCUCGACGGCCCCAAGGUUCACACCCCCUUGCUCGCCAGUCAAGGUCGCGUCGCCCCAGCAGAAAAGCGAAAAGCUAACGCCUCCCCAAGCGGAGCUAACGUAACCCUCCACCCUCCACGAGUCCACCCCAAUGGAUAUUGGAGACGCCGCCGUCGCGCGCGCCCGCCGCUGCGCGGUGCGGAUAUUUGGGAUAAGCUUUUUGCAAGCAGAGGGCAGAAGGGGAAAAGCUUCAGAGUCAGGGCCAGGGGUCCCUCUCACUCGCUCGCUCCUGUCUCUGUCUCCCCUGAAGGAACGUGGUGGCUUGCCGGCGCGCGUUGGACUCAUAUUUAUGGCCCAUCCCGUCUUCUCGGGUCGACGUUGAAUGCCUCUUCUUGAUUCCUGUCUUGCUCAACUUCACGUCCACUAAUUUCAACGUCGUCCAUCCCAUCACGUCCUAUAUCUUACUGAUAUAUCAACCUAAUACCGUGUAAUACUCACAACAACCACACAACGUUCACAAUGAAGUUCACUCUCGCCCUCGUUGCCGCCGGCCUUGUCGUCGCCCAGGACUUCUCUGGCCAGCCCUCCUGCGCCAUUCCCUGCCUUACCGAUGCCAUCCCCAAGGUUGGCUGCGCCCUGACCGACACCGCCUGCCAGUGCACCAAGGAGAAGCAGGAGGCCCUCGUCCCCGUCGCCGCCUCCUGCCUGCUCGCCGCCUGCAAUUCUGCCGACCUCGGCAAGGCCCAGUCCGCCGCCGCCGCUGCUUGCGCCGCCUACGCUGCCACCGCCGGCUCUGCCCAGCCCAGCGCUACCUCUGCUGCGGCUUCCGCCUCCGCCUCCGCUUCCGCUGCUGCUUCCUCGGCUGCCGCCUCCGUCUCCGGUGCCGUCUCCUCUGCUCUCGCUUCCGUUAGCGCCAGCGCGAGCGCCGCCCUGUCUUCUGCCUCUGCUUCCGCCUCUGCCAUCGUCACCUCUGCCCGUAACGCCACUGCCUCCGUCAGCAGCGCUACCCUCUCUGUCUCCCGUACCGCUUCUACUGCUGUCACUGGCACCGGUACAGGCGCCAGCGCUACUGCCACUUCCACCGGCAACGCUGCUCCCCAAGGCGGUGUCGCUGUUGGUGGCCUUGCCCUUGCUGCCAUUGCUGGUAUCGUUGCUGCUAUGUAAAGGGGUUGACAUUUGACGAUGGUUCUGGGGAGGGACUGCCUCCUGGAAAGGGGUAGCAUGUACGCACAUACUGUGUAGAUGAAACUACGCCAUAGGAAUCGUAUGUGUAGGAUGAAUUAAAGCAACUGGACGUCUAGACUUAAUGAGGAUGGGCGGAAGAAUUAGGAAGAAGAAAAAGUUCAUGAUCAUGGCCUGGUUUGUUGCUAUUGGCGCAACUGUCUAGCAAAGACGCAGGAUAACAUACUUUUUAAUCAAAUAUACCAAAUACACAAGAUCAACAAUCCGC
Messenger RNA from Colletotrichum scovillei, 1443 nucleotides. RefSeq lists its product as uncharacterized. NCBI's taxonomy places the organism in Eukaryota, Fungi, Ascomycota, Sordariomycetes, Glomerellales, Glomerellaceae. The transcript has 2 exons. The record is from RefSeq and is a predicted model, not a curated record. The coding region runs from base 513 to 1157 and encodes 214 amino acids.